CGACCGAGACGCCCACCUGACCCGACCCGACCCCACCCCCCACCACCAGCCUCUCCUCCCCCGCCGCCGCCACCACCGGCGACCACCGGAGCCCGAGAAGAAAACCGCGAGCGCCCCGCGAAUCGAAGCGGAGGAGAUGGUGGGCGCCUCGACGUCGUCGGUGGUGAACGUGUACCCGCUCGCCAACUACACGUUCGGCACCAAGGAGCCCAAGAUGGAGAAGGACACCUCCGUCGCCGACCGCCUCGCCCGCAUGAAGGUCAACUACAUGAAAGAAGGAAUGCGGACAAGUGUUGAAGCAAUCCUACUGGUGCAAGAGCACAAUCACCCCCACAUACUGUUAUUGCAAAUUGGGAACACGUUUUGCAAACUUCCUGGUGGACGUUUGAAGCCUGGAGAAAAUGAAAUUGAGGGCCUGAAAAGAAAGUUGUGCAGCAAACUUGCAGUGAACUCACCUUCCUUUCCACCUAACUGGCAGGUUGGUGAGUGUGUUGCUGUUUGGUGGAGGCCAAACUUUGAAACCGUAAUGUAUCCUUAUUGCCCUCCACAUAUAACCAAGCCCAAGGAAUGCAAGAAGCUUUUCAUUGUUCAUCUAACUGAAAGAGAGUAUUUCGCUGUUCCAAGGAACUUGAAGCUACUUGCUGUUCCACUGUUUGAACUCUAUGACAAUGUUCAGGUAAGUGGCACUCCCCCAUGCUGAAUGUUAGCUUUCCUUGAUGUUUAG
Molecule: messenger RNA, 724 nt
Organism: Triticum urartu
Lineage: Eukaryota; Viridiplantae; Streptophyta; Magnoliopsida; Poales; Poaceae
Source: RefSeq, a predicted model, not a curated record